GAGUGAAGCCGAGUGCUUUGAUAAGCUGUGGUGCUCCAGGUAGCUGUGAACUUGAACUCGAAGAGAGAAAAUAAAAGGAAAAACAGAAAGAUAGGGGCGAAGGGAAGAUGGUGAGAGCUCCUUUCUAUGAUAAAAAUGGAGUGAAGAAAGGUGCAUGGAGUAUUGAAGAAGAUGACAAACUACGUUCUUAUAUUAAAAGAUUUGGUCAUUGGAACUGGCGUGAACUACCCAAGCAAGCUGGUCUUCAAAGGUGCGGAAAGAGUUGCAGAUUAAGGUGGUUGAAUUACCUCCGACCUGAAGUGAAACAUGGAAACUUCACUGAAGAUGAAGAUGCCUUAAUCUUGAAAUUACACCAAGAAUACGGAAAUAGGUGGUCGAUGAUCGCUGCAAGUUUACCGGGAAGAACUGACAACGAAAUAAAAAAUCAUUGGCACACUCGAUUAAAAGAACGUGCAAGUCGUAAUCCCACAUCAUCUACAGAUCAAUCCAGGACUGAAUCCUUAUCCACCCACAGUUUUGAUGGUGAAGCCGAAUGCAUCUGUAUUGAUGUCCCACCCAACAUGAUACUGGAGAGCUCGGCCUUGGCUUCCACACUAACAUCAUCGACUGUCGAAUUGUCCUCCCCCAACAUGAUAUCGGGGAGCUCGGCCUUGUUACGGACGACCCCGUCGACUGUUGAAUUGUCAUCUUCCAACUUGAUAUCAGGGAGCUCGGCCUUGUUCCCGACAACACCGUCGACUGUCGAAUUGUCCUCUCCCAAUUUGAUAUCGGGGAGCUCGGCCUUGUCUCCGGUUACGCCUUCCACUGUCGAAUUUUCUUCAGCCAGCCUGGUUGUCGACAGAGAAUAUACAUCGAGCUUAAAUAUCGGAGGCAGCGGUACGGAGGAUGUUUGUCUCCUUCCGUGUUCUUCGGGAAUGUAUGAAGAUCUUAUCGGCGGAGAUUUCUGGAGUGAGCCGUUUGUGGUGGAGAUAGAUCUUCCAUUGCAUUUUGAGAUUUAUGAUGAUGAUUAUGUUGAUUUGUUUUUUGAUCAAAUGAUGCACGCCACAAAUGGCUCACUCCAGAAAUCUCCGCCGCCUUCGACGUUUAAGCUCGACAUAUAUCCACUGUCGACAACCGGGCUGGCAGAAGACAAUUCGAUGGUCGACGGUGUCAUAAGAGACAAUGCCGAGCUACCCAAUAUCAUGUUGGAGGAUAAUUCGACAGUUGACGGUGUUAUCGGAGACAAUGCCGAGCUCCCCAACAUCAUGUUGGAGGACGAUUCGACAGUUGAUGAUUUUACCGUGGUAGGCAAGGCCGAUCUCUCCAGUAUCAUGCGGGGUGGGGUAUCGACACGGAUGCUUUAG
This is a messenger RNA of Hibiscus syriacus, 1343 nucleotides long. RefSeq names its product transcription factor MYB41-like. The record is from RefSeq and is a predicted model, not a curated record. The coding region runs from base 108 to 1343 and encodes 411 amino acids. Lineage: Eukaryota; Viridiplantae; Streptophyta; Magnoliopsida; Malvales; Malvaceae. The transcript is spliced from 4 exons.